Molecule: messenger RNA, 4249 nt
Organism: Phyllostomus hastatus (greater spear-nosed bat)
Lineage: Eukaryota; Metazoa; Chordata; Mammalia; Chiroptera; Phyllostomidae
Gene: TBCK
Product: TBC1 domain containing kinase
Exons: 26
Coding region: 315-2993 (892 amino acids)
Biological process (GO): protein phosphorylation
Molecular function (GO): protein kinase activity; ATP binding
Source: RefSeq, a predicted model, not a curated record
GAGUGGAGGGUGGGGCGAGAGCUGGGAGCUGUCAGAGCGGUGGGAAUGGGUCGCAGUCCUCGCCGGGUUCUGAGCUGGGGACCUCCUCUGAUGUUGCUCCCAGGCAAAGGGUGCUCUGAGCGCUGGGCCCUCCAGGAGCGGCCUCUUUUGUAACAGCCCCUGAAAUGCAGGGCCAGGUGCACUAAGCAGUAGCAGGACUCCAGCCACAGCGACAGCCCUGAGGCCCUGUGUAGAAGUUCCAGCCCCUUGUCUUUGUGUCCGCUCGCGUCCCUAGACUCAGAGGCAGAUUAUCUUGGAAGACCUGAGACUCCGAGAUGUUUCCCUUGAAGGAUGCCGAAAUGGGUGCCUUUACUUUCUUCGCCUCUGCUCUACCACAUGAUGUUUGUGGAAGCAACGGGCUUCCUCUCACACCAAAUUCCAUCAAAAUUUUAGGGCGCUUUCAAAUCCUUAAGACCAUCACCCAUCCCAGACUAUGCCAGUAUGUGGAUAUUUCUAGAGGAAAGCAUGAGAGACUGGUGGUGGUGGCUGAACACUGUGAACGGAGUCUAGAAGACUUACUCCGGGAAAGGAAACCUGUGAGCUGUUCAAAGGUUUUGUGCAUAGCAUUUGAGGUACUCCAGGGCUUGCAGUAUAUGAACAAACAUGGCAUAGUACACCGGGCACUGUCUCCUCAUAACAUACUUUUGGACAGAAAGGGACAUGUUAAAUUGUCUAAAUUUGGACUUUAUCACAUGACAGCUCAUGGUGAUGAUGUUGAUUUUCCAAUUGGGUAUCCAUCAUACUUGGCACCUGAGGUAAUUGCACAAGGAAUUUCCAAGACCACUGAUCAUAUGCCAAAUGAAAAACCAUUGCCUUCUGGCCCCAAGUCAGAUGUUUGGUCUCUGGGAAUCAUUUUAUUUGAACUUUGUGUGGGAAGAAAAUUAUUUCAGAGCUUGGAUAUUUCUGAACGACUAAAAUUUGUGCUUACAUUGGACUGCGUGGAUGACACUAUAAUAGUUCUAGCUGAAGAGCAUGGUUGUCUGGAUAUUAUAAAGGAGCUUCCUGAAAACAUGAUAGAUCUUUUGAAGAAGUGUCUCACCUUUCACCCUUCUAAGAGGCCAACCCCAGAUGAAUUGAUGCAGGACCAGGUGUUCAGUGAAGUGUCACCUCUAUACCCCCCAUUUACAAGACCUGCCAGUUUGUUUUCAUCUUCUCUAAGAUGUGCUGAUUUAACUCUGCCUGAAGACAUCAGUCAGCUGUGUAAAGAUAUCAACAGUGAUUACCUGGCAGAAAGAUCAAUUGAAGAAGUAUAUUACCUUUGGUGUUUAGCUGGAGGUGACUUGGAGAAAGAGCUUGUCAACAAGGAAAUCAUUCGAUCCAAACCACCUAUCUGCACACUCCCCAAUUUUCUCUUUGAAGAUGGUGAAAGCUUUGGACAAGGUCGAGAUAGAAGCUCCCUGUUAGAUGACACCACCAUCACGUUGUCAUUAUGCCAGCUAAGAAAUAGAUUAAAAGAUGUUGGUGGAGAAGCAUUUUACCCACUACUUGAAGAUGACCAGUCUAAUUUACCUCAUUCAAACAGCAAUAAUGAGUUGUCCGCUGCUGCCACUCUCCCUUUAAUCAUCAGAGAGAGGGACACAGAGUACCAACUAAACAGAAUCAUUCUCUUUGACAGGCUGCUAAAGGCUUAUCCGUAUAAAAAAAAUCAAAUCUGGAAAGAAGCAAGAGUUGAUAUUCCUCCACUUAUGAGAGGUUUAACCUGGGCUGCUCUUCUGGGAGUGGAGGGGGCUAUUCAUGCCAAGUAUGAUGCAAUUGAUAAAGAUACUCCAAUUCCUACAGAUAGACAAAUUGAAGUGGACAUUCCUCGUUGUCAUCAGUAUGAUGAACUGUUAUCAUCACCAGAAGGUCAUGCAAAAUUUAGGCGUGUAUUAAAAGCCUGGGUAGUAUCCCAUCCUGAUCUUGUGUAUUGGCAAGGUCUUGACUCACUUUGCGCUCCAUUUCUAUAUUUAAAUUUCAAUAAUGAAGCCUUAGCAUAUGCGUGUAUGUCUGCUUUUAUUCCCAAAUACCUGUAUAACUUCUUCUUGAAAGACAACUCACAUGUAAUACAAGAGUACUUGACUGUGUUCUCCCAGAUGAUUGCAUUCCAUGAUCCAGAGCUGAGCAAUCAUCUCAAUGAGAUUGGAUUUAUUCCAGAUCUCUAUGCCAUCCCUUGGUUUCUCACCAUGUUUACUCAUGUAUUUCCACUGCACAAAAUUUUUCACCUCUGGGAUACAUUGCUACUUGGGAAUUCCUCUUUCCCUUUCUGUAUUGGAGUAGCAAUUCUUCAGCAGCUGCGGGACCGGCUUUUGGCUAAUGGCUUUAAUGAGUGCAUACUUCUCUUCUCUGAUUUACCAGAAAUUGACAUCGAACGCUGUGUGCGAGAAUCAAUCAACCUGUUUUGUUGGACUCCUAAAAGUGCUACUUACAGACAGCAUGCUCAGCCUCCCAAGCCAGCGUCUGAUAACAGUGGAGUCAGAGGUUCAACACCUUAUUUCUCUGAGUAUCCAGAUACUCCAAAAACAGAUCUGUCAAGAGAAGCCAUUCCAUUAAAUGACCUAAAGUCAGAAGUUUCACCCCGGAUUUCAGCAGAGGACCUGAUUGAUUUGUGUGAGCUCACAGUGACAGGCCACUUCAAAACACCUCCCAAGAAGACAAAGUCCAGUAAACCAAAGCUCCUGGUAGUAGACAUCCGGAAUGGUGAAGAUUUUAUUCGGGGUCACAUUUCAGGAAGCAUAAACAUUCCAUUCAAUGCUGCAUUCACUGCAGAAGGGGAGCUUACCCAGGGCCCUUAUACCGCCAUGCUCCAGAGCUUCAAAGGGAAGGUCAUUGUCAUUGUAGGGAAUUUGGCAAAGCACACAGCAGAGUUUGCAGCACAUCUUGUGAAGAUGAAAUAUCCAAGAAUCUGUAUUCUAGACGGUGGCAUCAAUAAGAUCAAGCCGACAGGCCUCCUCACAGUGCCGUCUCCUCAGAUAUGAAGAACCGGAAGGAUAACCAUCAGAAGCACAGGGUGGCGUCGGCUCCCAACAGCGCAGCUCCGCACAGCCUUGCCAGUCUGAGGCCGGGCCGUGCUUCCACAGCGCUACAUUUCCAUCACGCUUGCUCAUGAGACAUGCUUUUAAAAUCUCACGACCCAAAUGUUCAACUAUCCAGGCAACCAACCUGACUGUACCUGUGUUGCGGAAAGAAGUUUCCUAACAGUGAAAUCAGAUCGUGUAUUUUUAGCAUAUUGCGACACAAAGCCAGAGGAAUUCAGCUGAUAAGGCAGAUUUAGUAUUAUCAAGAAAUCUCACUUGCACUAAAAAAAGCUGUCUUCCAUCGCACUGAACAGACAGUCCUAACAAGGGUAUUAUUUAGAAAUAUAGGUUGAAUGUAGACUGAAAUCUCAUUUUCAUGAUAAUGAAAAGUGAAAGACUAUUCAUAGUGCAUUCCUUAUAAUUAACUGCUACAUAUGAUAACUCACUUCUGGCCCAGACAAGUUGAGUGUGUGCAUGUGUGUGUGUGUGUGUUUAGAGGGAGAAGAAUUUAGCCCAUUUAAAAAAAGGAAUAAUAGUCCACUUCCAAAAAAAUGAAAGUAUAUUAAAUAGAGUAUUUGUUCAGCUUCUGUAGCAGAGAAACCCAAAAUAAGAGCUACUUUAACAAACUAGAAGUUUGUUUCGCUCAGUCAGCCUAGGGCUAGUAUAUCUGUUUCAGAAUCAUUAAGAACUCAGGUGUUUUUCUCAUUGCUUUACCACCCUGAACACAUGGUUUCCAUCUCAUGGAUCAAGAUGGCUACCCAGAUCACCCACCUUCACACCUGCAAUUUAGAAGGAUGACUGAAGGAGGAGGGGGUGGGGAAGAAAGGAAGGAAAGAAAUGGGGUGGCAGGGGAGGAAGAAGGAAAGAAGAAAAGAUGAAAGAGAAGGGAGGACACACUUCUUCUGUAAGGACAAAAUCCAGAAAUUGCACAUACUACUUCUGUUUACAAACCAUUGGCUAGACCUUCAACAUAUGGCCUCACCUAGCUAUAAGGAAAGGUAGGAAUAUAAUCUUGGGCUGGGCGGCCAUUUGUACAGUUUAAAAGAAAAAAAAAAAAAACACCCUUAUGGGAAGAGAACACACAUAGAAGGACAACUAGCAGCCUCUGCCACAUUAUUCUAAAAGUUAAGUACCACAUUGAAUCAUAAACAUAUCAUGAUUUUAUGUACUGUGAAGGAAGAAAAAUAUAACCAAAUAAACUGACACAACAACAAUUA